This is a messenger RNA of Pan troglodytes (chimpanzee), 3776 nucleotides long. It is a transcript of the gene PPP1R21, whose product is annotated as protein phosphatase 1 regulatory subunit 21. Gene Ontology annotation, cellular component: membrane; early endosome. The record is from RefSeq and is a predicted model, not a curated record. NCBI's taxonomy places the organism in Eukaryota, Metazoa, Chordata, Mammalia, Primates, Hominidae. Bases 914 to 3118 code for a protein of 734 amino acids. The transcript is spliced from 22 exons.
CUCUACUAAAAAUACAAAAAAUUAGCCGGGCGUGGUGGCACGUGCCUAUAAUCCCAGCUUCUUGGGAGGCUGAGGCAGGAGAAUCGCUUGAACCCGAGAGGUGGAGGCUGCAGUGAGCUGAGAUUGCACCACUGCACUUCAGCCUGGGCAACAGAGCGAGACUCAGUCUCAAAAUAAAUAAAUAAAUAAUAAAAUAAAAAAAAAGAUCAGGCUAAUAAGAGCAGCUCAGGAUUUUAUAAGCUUCUCAUUCAGUAAUGCAGUAAGAGUGGCAGAAGUGAUGCUGAAAUGCAGAAAAACAUCAAAUGUUGCAAAGAGUAGUUAAAAUGGCAAUAGAGUAUGCAAGCUUAUCAUCUUCCUCCAUUUCUACCUACUAAGUAAUAGAAAGGUCUUUCAGAUAACAGUUUCUUAAAAAGCUGCACUGUCUGUUAAAUGGUUUCAUUGAAACCAUGUUUGAGUUACCAGUUUAGCAAAAAAUAUUUUGCAAAGGAAAAUCCUAAUUUUUUUUGUUAUAAUCAGUUAUAUUAAAUUCCUAACAGCAAUAGCUUCAAAGUUUCAUUUUGCUUUUUAACAAAGCAGUCUGUUCAAUUUGCUUUAAAUACUCUGCAGUGUGCCUUAGAAAUGAAAGAUGAGGUUUUUUUUCUUAAAAUUAAUUGCUGUGGUUCUGGUUUUACAGGAAAUUAUCAAUUCAGUGAACUUCAAGCUUCAUUCUUAGUCCUUGAAGUAGUCGUUAGGAGCUUCUAAAUACCACACAAAGAAGACAUGUAAGAGAUUACAGAUCACAGCUAAGACAGGGCUUCGGGCUCAGAAUCAGGUUCUGAAGAAAGGUGUUGUGGAUGAACAAGCAAAUUCUGCAGCUUUAAAGCUAAACUGUGAGGACCAAUCUGUUUUCACUUUGAUAUAGGAGCAACUGAAAAUGAAGGAUCAGUCAUUGAGAAAACUACAACAGGAAAUGGACAGUUUGACAUUUCGAAAUCUGCAGCUUGCCAAGAGGGUAGAACUACUUCAAGAUGAACUAGCUCUAAGUGAACCACGAGGCAAGAAAAACAAGAAAAGUGGAGAAUCUUCUUCUCAGUUGAGUCAAGAGCAGAAGAGUGUCUUUGAUGAAGAUCUGCAAAAGAAGAUAGAAGAGAAUGAACGGUUGCAUAUACAAUUUUUUGAAGCUGAUGAGCAGCACAAGCAUGUGGAAGCAGAGCUGAGGAGUCGACUGGCCACUCUGGAGACAGAAGCAGCCCAGCACCAAGCUGUGGUUGACGGUCUCACCCGGAAGUACAUGGAAACCAUUGAGAAGCUGCAGAAUGACAAGGCUAAACUAGAAGUGAAAUCUCAGACUCUAGAAAAGGAAGCCAAGGAAUGUCGACUUCGAACGGAAGAAUGUCAAUUACAGUUAAAGACUCUUCAUGAAGAUUUGUCAGGUAGAUUAGAGGAAUCCUUAUCAAUCAUCAAUGAAAAAGUACCUUUUAAUGAUACAAAAUAUAGUCAGUACAACGCUCUGAACGUUCCACUCCACAAUAGGAGACACCAGCUGAAGAUGCGAGAUAUUGCUGGGCAGGCCCUGGCUUUUGUUCAGGAUCUUGUGACGGCUCUUCUAAACUUUCAUACCUACACAGAACAGAGGAUUCAAAUUUUUCCUGUUGAUUCUGCCAUUGACACUAUAUCUCCAUUGAAUCAGAAGUUCUCACAAUACCUUCAUGAAAAUGCGUCCUAUGUCCGCCCUCUUGAGGAAGGAAUGCUUCAUUUAUUUGAAAGUAUCACUGAGGAUACUGUGACUGUCUUGGAGACAACUGUGAAAUUGAAAACUUUUUCAGAACACUUAACCUCCUACAUAUGUUUUCUUAGGAAGAUUCUUCCCUAUCAGUUAAAAAGUUUAGAAGAAGAAUGUGAAUCCUCUCUUUGCACAUCUGCGUUAAGAGCCAGGAAUCUAGAGCUGUCCCAGGACAUGAAAAAAAUGACAGCUGUGUUUGAGAAGCUGCAGACUUACAUAGCUCUUCUUGCCUUGCCAAGUACAGAGCCAGAUGGACUCCUUCGGACAAACUACAGUUCUGUGUUAACAAAUGUUGGUGCUGCUCUGCAUGGAUUUCAUGACGUUAUGAAAGAUAUUUCCAAACAUUAUAGUCAAAAAGCUGCAAUAGAGCAUGAACUUCCAACAGCAACACAGAAGCUGAUAACAACUAACGACUGUAUCCUGUCAUCAGUAGUGGCAUUAACAAAUGGAGCAGGAAAGAUUGCAUCCUUCUUCAGCAACAAUUUGGACUACUUCAUUGCUUCACUGAGCUAUGGACCUAAGGCAGCGAGUGGAUUCAUUAGUCCUCUUUCAGCUGAAUGCAUGCUACAGUAUAAGAAAAAAGCUGCUGCCUAUAUGAAGUCUUUGAGAAAGCCCCUCUUGGAGUCUGUGCCUUAUGAAGAAGCACUGGCAAACCGCCGCAUCCUUCUCAGCUCUACUGAAAGUCGAGAAGGCCUUGCACAGCAAGUUCAACAGAGUUUGGAAAAGAUUUCUAAACUGGAGCAGGAAAAAGAACAUUGGAUGUUGGAAGCACAAUUAGCCAAAAUCAAGCUAGAGAAAGAAAACCAGCGAAUUGCAGAUAAGCUGAAGAAUACAGGUAGUGCCCAGCUGGUUGGGCUGUCCCAGGAAAAUGCUGCUGUGUCAAAUACUGCUGGCCAGGAUGAAGCCACAGCUAAGGCUGUGUUGGAGCCCAUUCAGAGCACCAGUCUAAUUGGGACUUUAACCAGGACAUCUGACAGUGAGGUUCCAGAUGUGGAAUCUCGUGAAGACUUAAUUAAAAAUCACUACAUGGCAAGGAUAGUGGAACUUACGUCUCAGUUGCAGCUGGCUGACAGUAAGUCAGUGCAUUUUUAUGCCGAGUGCCGAGCACUCUCUAAAAGACUGGCCUUGGCUGAAAAGUCUAAGGAAGCAUUGACAGAAGAAAUGAAACUUGCCAGUCAGAACAUCAGCAGACUUCAGGAUGAGCUGACAACUACCAAGAGAAGUUACGAGGAUCAGUUAAGUAUGAUGAGUGACCACCUGUGCAGCAUGAAUGAGACAUUAUCUAAACAGAGAGAAGAGAUUGACACACUAAAGAUGUCCAGUAAGGGGAAUUCUAAAAAGAACAAGAGUCGAUAGUUUUGAAAUAGCUGGUUGGCGACUGUUCUUUCCAGACCUGCUCCUGCUGCACAGAGCUGCAGGGCUGAGACCACGUCCAUGCUGGCUGCCUUCAGGAAGCUAAAGUAUUGUUGGACCUAGUAAACUAGUCAGUGUUGGAAACGGCCUUGAAAUAUUUAAAACAUAUUUGUAACCAGUGAGGCAAAUACAGAAGUUGAUGUCGGCAGUAAAUGGAAAACAAUACGUAUGUCAUGGAUAUUGUAGGUUUCCUUAUGCUGUUUUUACUGUGCACUUUUUAAAAUUAGGUUUUAAUUUCAGUAUGUAAGAACAAAUAUUUUAUAUACUUUCAAACUCAAUUAUAUGGUAAUCGAUUUGGUAUCUAUGGAAUAGAUACACGUUUCUGGAAAAAAAUGCUUAAAUUGUCAAACUGUCAUUACUUCUUACUAUAGUUGAAGGCAUUCUCCAGAUUCUUUUUAAAAGAUUUGUUCAUAUUUCUCUCUCUCUCUCUCUCUCUCUCUCUAUUUCUCUCUCUCUCUCUCUUCUUUCUCUCUGAGGGGGAGGGAGCCCUCCAAACUUCAGAUCCUGUGGGUUUAGUAUCAUUAUCUUCAGCUCUUUGAUACCCUGUGUUAGAGUAAUAGCUAAAGGAAGUUCAUGUCAAUAAAUUCAUACUUAUAUCACA